Molecule: messenger RNA, 1848 nt
Organism: Caenorhabditis briggsae
Lineage: Eukaryota; Metazoa; Nematoda; Chromadorea; Rhabditida; Rhabditidae
Gene: Cbr-tag-298
Product: Protein CBR-TAG-298
Exons: 6
Coding region: 1-1848 (615 amino acids)
Biological process (GO): regulation of transcription by RNA polymerase II
Cellular component (GO): nucleus
Source: RefSeq, a predicted model, not a curated record
AUGUCGGAUGAUCCACCAAGAAGAUCGAUGGUUGGAGCGCCACCGUCGGCGAGAAGAGCUCGUGGUGGUAACACGCCAGCUCAAGCAGCAGCCACACCUUCUCGAUCAUCCGCCCGCGCAUCAAAACGGGUGAAAAAAGAGGAGCCAGAAGAAGAUGAAUACAAGAAUUCUGAUCAAGAAAAGAGCGAAGAAGAGGAGUCAGAAAAUUCAGAAGACGAGGUGGCCGCUCCAACCAAAAAGACUCCAGCUGGGAAGAGCAAGAAAAAGAGAGUUCCGCUGACAGAUUAUCAUUUGAAAAAGAAGAAAAUACUGGCGAGAAAAGCGGCUAGAGAGGCUGAAAAGGAGCGAGAAGUGGCGGAGGAGCCAGAAGAAGAACCUGAGAAAGAGCCAACACCUCCACCACCAAGGCAACCACCAUCGUUCUCAGCAUACGAACCGAUUCAAUUAAUGCAAGAUCAUAUUAUACGGAAAUUAGUUGAGAAGGAUCCAGAGGACUAUUUCUCGUAUCCAGUGACCGAGGAAAUGGCGCCGGAUUACAGGGAAAUUAUUCAGACACCCAUGGAUUUGCAGACUAUACGAGAAAAAAUCGAAGAUGGUCUCUACCCAUCACUUCCUGCAAUGAAAGGAGACUGCGAUCUAAUAGUUUCGAACGCUCUUCAAUACAAUCAGCCAACCACUGUAUUCUAUCUAGCCGCCAAACGACUGGCCAAUCUCAUCAACUACUAUUUUGGAGAACCGUAUCUCCGUUUCCUAUUCCAUUCGCUCCCAUCUGCCAAUCAGGUUCCAUUCGAACUUGCCGGUAUCCGCCCACUAGCUCCAGUUGCUAUGGAGCGGCCAGUCAACCGAAGAAGAGCUGUUGUUCAGGACGCCAUGACAACAGAUGAUUGUCUGAAAAGCGCCGACGUCAAGGUUCGAGACAGGCUAUCCGCGAAUAUUCCACCUAAGAAGAUGGCUAAAAUGGGAUUCUUGUCCGAGAAGAAUGGAACGGUAGUGCUCAACGUUCUCGCGGGAGAUCAAGAUCCCGAGGAGAAGCAAGAGAACUCGGCACCAGCUCGAAGAGUCACAAUCGGAGAUAUUGUUGGACCGCUGGAAGAAGGAACAACUGGAAUGAUUCAGAUGACUGAGCACCGUUUGUACUCGCAAACGCCUAUCAAUUAUCUCAACUAUGGACCGUUCUCGUCGUUUGCUCCAAUGUAUGAUACCACGUGGUCCACAAUGACCAAAGAUGAUACUGAUUUGUUCCUGAGGACGUAUGGAGAUAAGGCAAACGCGGUUGGAGCGAUUUCAAUGAGAAAUUUUGUUGAGAACUGUCCGGAUUUUGCGCAGGCUGUCGAAAAGAAACUGAACAUGGCCACUGAUGGAGGAGGAGGAAAUGAUGAUGAACGCGGAUCUCAAGACAAAUCGGUUCUCGACUUGCUUGACGACGUUUCCAGCAUCUCCAAUUUCGGAAUCGACACUGGAUUCUUGAGUGAUAUCAGACGCAGAGUGUUGCUUCCGCCUCCGCCGUCUGCAGCCUCCGAGACCCCUGUAAUCCCAGAAUACAUGCAACAAAUGAACCACAUGAACGUUCAACAACAACUCAACCACAUUGGUCAAGAGAUCAAGGAUCUUGUCCAUCUCCAAGAGGGUCGUCUCUGUCAACCACCACCUCAGAUGCUUGUCAACGUCCAAGAACCAGGACCAAUCGAGCAGAAACUGGCAGAGAGCGUUCAACAGCACUUGGCUCACCAGAUGGAAACUCACACCGCUCCAGAAGCGUUCGUCAACGAUGCCGUGAUUCACGAUGCUAUCGGAGUCAACAUGGACGACGGCGAUGAUCUCUUCAGCGAAUUCUUCGUUACACAAUAA